Theobroma umbraticum is the source of this 735-nucleotide messenger RNA. RefSeq names its product B3 domain-containing protein REM10-like. The record is from RefSeq and is a predicted model, not a curated record. Gene Ontology annotation, molecular function: DNA binding. Lineage: Eukaryota; Viridiplantae; Streptophyta; Magnoliopsida; Malvales; Malvaceae.
AUGCAUUCCUUGCAGUCCAUUCCUCGUUCAUUUUUCAUCAAGUACUUAAAGGGUCAGAACUGUGAAAGAGCUGUACUGAGGAGCUGUGGUAGCAGAGCAUGGUCCGUCAAGAUUAAGGGCCGGAGAUUUGAAGAUGGCUGGGAAGAGUUUGCUCGAGACCAUGAUUUGUAUGUUGGUGAUGUCUUGGUGUUCAGACAUGGAGGAAACAUGGUGUUUGAUGUUAUGGUUUUUGACACGAGGAGUGCCUGUCAGAGAGAAUGUCCACUGUUUGCUAUGAAAGGCAAAGACCAAAAGAAUAGUUCAGCAAAAAGAUUUGGCAAACAACUUGAGAAAUGUACAAGCGCUUCGUUCAACCAUGAACACCCUUAUUUUGUGACAACACUGAAGCCUGAUCACCUGAAAGGUUCUAAACUGAAUAUUCCAAGAAAAUUUGCAAGGUCCAAUGGUCUGACUGACAGAUUCUGUGAGAUGGUUCUUGUCGACCAACAAGGGAGAUCGUGGAUAGCAAAUUUACGGCACAAGAAGUCAGAAGGCCAAGUCUAUAUUGGGCGCGGUUGGAGAAACUUGUGCAUUGCAAAUAACCCCAAGGAAGAGGAUUCUGUCCUACUUGAGCUCAUUGGAAACGGGAAGAAACCUGAGGUUGCAAGAGAUUCUAGUGCCAAGACAAAGCCAAAUCAUACCGAUUCCAAGGCCGGUAAUUUGAGCUGUUUCUGUGAAGGAUCGAGCAGGUGCUGA